This is a messenger RNA of Wasmannia auropunctata (little fire ant), 1697 nucleotides long. RefSeq names its product transcription factor SOX-9-like. Gene Ontology annotation, cellular component: nucleus. Bases 1 to 1323 code for a protein of 440 amino acids. The record is from RefSeq and is a predicted model, not a curated record. Lineage: Eukaryota; Metazoa; Arthropoda; Insecta; Hymenoptera; Formicidae. The transcript is spliced from 5 exons. Gene Ontology annotation, biological process: regulation of transcription by RNA polymerase II. Gene Ontology annotation, molecular function: RNA polymerase II cis-regulatory region sequence-specific DNA binding; DNA-binding transcription factor activity, RNA polymerase II-specific.
AUGAAGAUGAACGACGUCAAGCCGGAGAGCAGCGGCGCGUCGAUUUCGCCGACGGGCGGCAAUAAUAAUAACAACAACAACAACAAUAACAAUAAUAAUAGCAUCAACGGGAACGGCAAAGCGUCGGCGACGGCCGCCGCCGCAGCAGCCGCUGCCGCCGCGGCGACGGUGGCCGCUAAUGGCGGCGAGGGGAUCAGCGCCGCCGUCGCAAAGGUUCUUCAAGGAUACGACUGGACUCUGGUACCUGUUGCCACCAAGGGCUCCGGCGACAAAAGGGCGGCCCACGUCAAGAGGCCUAUGAACGCGUUUAUGGUGUGGGCCCAGGCUGCAAGGCGAAAACUGGCCGAUCAGUACCCUCAACUUCACAACGCCGAGCUGUCGAAAACACUGGGAAAGUUAUGGCGGCUCCUGUCCGACAAUGACAAGAAACCCUUCAUCGAGGAGGCCGACCGCCUGCGCGUUAUCCACAAACGCGAGCACCCCGACUAUAAGUAUCAGCCCCGACGUCGGAAGCAGAACGGGCCGUCCUCUGGCCGCGAGGGCUCGCCCACGAGGAGCCAGAGCAACGUGACGUUCAGCGUUACCAGGUCGUUGAAGCAGGAGGACAUGAGUCCUAGAGGCGUUCAAGGACCCAAUUCACCGCAGAGUGGCGUGAGCUCUUCGCCACCCACGACACCCAGUCAGGGUCUCUCACCGCCGACACCCCCUACGACGCCCAGGGGACAGCACUACAUCAAUCAGAACAAUCAGCUUCCGCAGAACAACACGGUGUACUAUCAGGAGUUGGUCGGCGGCACGCCGUCGAGCGAGUCCCCGCAUCAGCAGCCGGCGGUCGAUCUUCGGUACAUCGAGGUCGGAGACGGCCUCCCCGGCGAGGACAACCAGUUGAACGGCCUCGGCACUUUGGGCGGGCUCGGCCUGAAUCUCCCGGUGAACUUCCAGGAGUGCGAGGUCGAGAGCAACGAGCUCGACCAGUACUUACCGCCCCAGACCGCGCCGAUACAUCAGUACCCGCCCGUGCAAGUCACCACCGCCUCGCAAUGGUUACUCAACAGAUACGAGGAGGAGAUCGAGAGACCGAUGAAGCGCCACUGCUCGGAGCAGGCGAUCGCGGAGGUGACGUCCUGGGAGGAUAGGACUCAGGAGAUGGUCAGGUACCACGAGCUGCAGCCUCCCCUACCGCCGGUCCAGUACAUAUCCGCCCAUAACUCGCACCAUUCGCACGCGAGUACGCAGAUGGGCCAUCCGCACGUGUCCACGCCCUACGCGCAGUAUGCGCAUCGCUACGUGUCCGGCAUUGAGACGUGGCCGAAUUAUAUGUAGACCAAAGCGAGAGGUAAACAUGCCCGAUAUAUAUUUCUUCCUUACGCGGCGCCGAGAGGCCGCGCCACGCUGUCGUCGAAUCGUCCGAUUUUUACGUAUCUAUAUUAAGUGAUCGUGAAAAAAAAAGGAUUCGCGUAAACCGUUCCCGGAUCAGCCGCGAAAUAUAUUCGAGAGAUAAGUUUUUGGAAUUUGACAAACUCCGCAAUUCUCCCUGGUCGACGCGACGUGCCGAUAAAGAGGCGUCGGUCGUCUUACAGUUUCUAAAUUUUCACUUAUUAAAUGUACCGAAGGUCAAAGUCGUACAAUUAUCGAAAUUGUUCUGAAAUUGUUUUGAAAAUCGCAAACUUAUUUCCGGCAAUUUUUUUGCAAAUUAU